AAAUACGGGUUAAUCUUAAAGUGAUAUUUUAAACUAAGGAAGAUCCUACAUAAUAUUCUGAAAAAUAUCAAAUCCGGUCGUAUCUUAUAUCCAGGGGGUGCUCUGAUCCGAUCCGAUCUUCAAAAAUAUCUCCACAUCCCUAAACUAAGAUAUAUCUAAAUUUCACUAACUACAAAACACAGUGAACAAAUUUUACUCCUGCGGUACGGAGCCUAUUGCUAGAAUAUUAUUAAUUUCUCUACAAAGAAGUGACCUACCCUCAAGCAAUUAUAAUAUAACAAUUAUGGCAAACAUAGCAGCUAAACGCGUGAAAAGAGAAAUUAAAGAAGUAGUGAAAGGUGGAGAGGGUUUAUUGAAAUUAGAAGUUGUAAGUAAUAGCUGGGCAGAUUUACGUGGAGAAAUCACGGGUCCACCUGACACACCAUAUGAAGGUGGUAUUUUCAAACUAGAGAUCAAAAUCCCAGAAACAUAUCCAUUUACUCCACCAAAGGUACGUUUCAUAACAAAAAUCUGGCACCCGAAUGUAUCGUCAGUAACUGGUGCUAUCUGCUUAGAUAUCUUGAAGGACCAAUGGGCUGCAGCACUCACCCUUAGGACAGUAAUGCUAUCUAUACAGGCAUUACUUGCUGCAGCUGAACCAAAUGAUCCUCAAGACGCGGUCGUAGCGAAGCAAUACAUAGAAAACCAACAAAUGUUUACACUUACAGCGCGACACUGGACCAAUAUGUAUGCAAAUGGCCCGACUGGAGUUUGGGAAUUUAAUCAAAAAGUACAGUUAUUGUUAGAAAUGGGUAUCGAUGAGCACAAAGCGCGUGUAGCUCUUUCAACAUACAAUUGGGACGUUGAAGAUGCUACUGAGCAAUUAUUUAGUUAGUAAAAAGGUACAUACGAUAAGUGAUCAUUAAAAUUGCAACGUGAACACACAAGUCCAUGAGUAUGUGUCUAAUAUAAUAUAUUAUUAUAUUUAAGUAUCUGAUACCUAAAUUCUAGUACUUUAUAGAUGAUUCAAUGGUGAUAAAACUGUGAACGAUGCUUUUGGCAGUUUACAAUUUAAAUUUAUACAUACAAAUAUUUAACAGUUCAUGAAGCCUGGAUUUGAAUUGUUACGCUUACCACACAUUGAAAUCCAUGUUUCAAUUUGAAAAGGAUAUUGAAGUUGAAUCGAAUUUUGUACUAAUAUAGCUGUAAUACAAAAUUAAUGUGUGGGCUCAAGUCAGGUGUGGACAGUAUGGUAUUUGUUAUAAGUAUGAUUUAACUGAACGCCUAGUUAUAAUUUUAAGAAACAACUGGUUCUCGUGAAUUUUGUUAAGUAUUCAUGAUAACAUUUAUUACUGUAAUGUUUCUACCAAAAUCGGUUGAGCAAAUUAAGUUUAAAUUUCACAGCACCAUCAUAGCAUACCCAAACAUGUAACCGCAUAGAAAUUCUAUACGAUUAGUUGUAAAAUAAUUUCUGAAUGGUUUCUGUACUGUAUGCUCAGCUGUGUUCAUGUGUGACUUUUUAGACAGGUAAAAAAUUUUUGUAUACCUGCUACUAUACUAUAUUUUCUUUGUUGUGCCUACCGCCAUUUAUAUUCUAUAUAAAUUAGCUUUUAAUGGUUAAACUUAUUUCACAGUUUGUGUAUAUACAUUAGGAGAAGCAACAUUGUAAUUGCAAAAUAAAUUGCAUUCUUUGUGUUAGAUCAUUAACAUGC
Molecule: messenger RNA, 1691 nt
Organism: Pieris rapae (cabbage white)
Lineage: Eukaryota; Metazoa; Arthropoda; Insecta; Lepidoptera; Pieridae
Gene: Ubc4
Product: ubiquitin-conjugating enzyme E2-22 kDa
Exons: 3
Coding region: 284-874 (196 amino acids)
Biological process (GO): protein polyubiquitination; proteasome-mediated ubiquitin-dependent protein catabolic process
Cellular component (GO): nucleus
Molecular function (GO): ubiquitin conjugating enzyme activity; protein binding
Source: RefSeq, a predicted model, not a curated record